Messenger RNA from Lycium ferocissimum, 4096 nucleotides. Its product is annotated as ubiquitin carboxyl-terminal hydrolase 17. The transcript is spliced from 11 exons. The record is from RefSeq and is a predicted model, not a curated record. Lineage: Eukaryota; Viridiplantae; Streptophyta; Magnoliopsida; Solanales; Solanaceae. Bases 357 to 3896 code for a protein of 1179 amino acids. Gene Ontology annotation, molecular function: cysteine-type endopeptidase activity; cysteine-type deubiquitinase activity. Gene Ontology annotation, biological process: protein deubiquitination. Gene Ontology annotation, cellular component: nucleus; cytosol.
UCAAUUUGCCCCUUAGCUUUCUCUCUCUUUCUUAAAACUUUAAAAAAUCCCCUAAAUUCUCGAUCUGAAAAUAAAAUUCUCUUCCGGGUCAGAAUCUUCUCUCUUCCACUGACUUUAUUGCUUCUUCAAACGCCACUUUCCUCUCUCUCAAUUUCUCCAAAAUCCCCUAAUUAUUUUUGUAAUUUUGUUGAUCUGCUGAUUGAUUUAAGUGUGCAUGCAAAGUUUGAUCUUUGUGUAAUUGUGUGUGUUGUUGGUGAAUUUUGCUAACAUCGUGAUCGGGUCGGGUUAGAGAACUCUAUGAAUUUGGAAGAAUUAGGGUUUGGAUGUGAUUUGCUGUUGUUUGAGGGUUUGCGUAAAUGCUCGUGGGAGGGGAUCUAGGGUUUCUAUCGAGCUUAGUGGUGGCGGCUUUUGUGGCGGUUUUCGGACCGGUUUUAGGGUUUGUGGUUCGCCGGAAAUGGCGGCGUUCGGUGGCCAGGAGGGAGGAGAUCAAGAGGCUUUUGGUUUUGGCUUCAGAGGAGGCAGCUAGGGUUGAGGUACAAGCCGCUCAAGAAUAUGGUUACGGUUACGGUUAUGGAUAUAGUAAUAGUUAUGAUGAUUCUCUGAAAGAGGAUGAUGACGUGGCAUCAACAACAACAACAACAAUAUCGUCAUCAACAUCAACAACGACUACUUCAACAUCAUAUUCUGGUGGUUCAAGGCAAUUGCAGUACCAAUGUGCGGUUUGUUCUUCUCCAACAUCUACUCGGUGCAAGCAAUGUAAAGCAGUUCGCUACUGCUCUGGCAAAUGUCAAAUCCUUCAUUGGAGACAAGGUCACAAAGAUGAAUGCCGUCCGGUUAGCAACUUGGAUCACCGCAAUGAUGUUGAGGCGAAAUCUCAUCUGAAGGCAUAUAAGCAGGAACCAAAUGGUAGUCAUCUUAAGAGCACUGAGGUUCAAGGGAGACAUUCUUCAGAAUCAGGCGAUGCUUCCCCAGAAGAUGCUGCACUUUUGAGAUCCAAACACUCUGCAACAUCUGAUGGAAAGCAUGCCACAGUUGGACAGAGUCUGACAGAAACAAAAAGUCCCAAUUUGAACUCCAGUUUCGUGCUUAACUCAUCUUCAUGUGAACAUUUGGACCUCUCUACUUCAAGUGAAUCUUCUGUUGAUCAUUCUGCUUCUGAUUCAAAUGACUCUGAUGCUUCUGACAGUCAUAGGUCUGCUGUUAUUGAUACAGUUAAAAUUCAGACGAGUCAUUCCAAAGUAGGCAGAUUUAAGCCAUCCUACACAGAGCAACCCCAACUGGUAUGCAUUGCAGAUAAUGAUUCCACGUCUGGCAAAUAUAAUCGCACCAAGCCUAGCAUUCAUGGGGAGGCUCGAUCUAAAUAUUCGACUUCAACAAGUUCAAGUAUUGAUAACUCCAGUGAAUCAUCAUUGACAGCUGCUACACCCUCAUCUGGUUUUUGGGAAGGAGCAGUUCCUUAUACUAGAUCUAGGAUUGGGUCACUUGAUAAUAUUGCAAAUUCUCCUUCCAGAAAUGCUUGCGACAUCAAGAUUUCAGAUUCUCAAUCAACUUCAUGUCGGCCCCCUCAAAUUGCUAGACCUCUUAUUGCUGGGUUAGGCGAACAAGGAUCGAACUCAAAAAAGAAUCUGGAAAAUCCAAAUCCAAUUAUAGUGGAAGUGCGGAAACCAGUCAAUCGAGCUGAAUCAGGAUUUGAAGUUAAAGACGAGACAGAAAGUAGGAGAUCAUCAGCUUCGCGGUCUGUAACUUUGAAUCAGCUUGAUGUGCAUGACUCCCGUGCUAAAUGCACAUUGUCCUCCGAGGAAGCUAGAUGCUCCUCAUCUAGUGCUUCUGGUAAUUUAAAGAAUCAUGAUGGGUUAAAAGUUAGUAGGCUGCCGUCCUCAAGCCCCAGCAAGUCAUAUCGUGGUGUUGAAGGCUCGACCAAUGUUUUACAAAUGCCAAAAGAUAGACAAAAGGAAUCUUCUCCUGCCAAAGUUUCUGGUAAUAUCUCUUCUAGCAAUGGGAGGCAUGAUAUUCAAAAUGUGAAGACAGCAAAGGUUGAUAGUACUCAAGUGGCUAGUGCCUGUUCUGCAGAGUCUAGUGUUCCUUUACCAAAUGCAAGGAAUGGCUUGAAGUCAGUUUUGACAUUUGUUGACCAGCUUAGGGGUUCAAAGACGACGCGGCUCAAUUCUCCAGGGGAUGGGUGUGAGGUCAUCGGAAGAUAUGAUAACAAGGGUCUUUUUCCAUAUGAAAGUUUUGUGAAGCUUCAUAACUGGAAGAAUGAAUUGCGUCCAUUUGGCCUUGUAAAUUGUGGUAACAGCUGCUACGCUAAUGCUGUCCUUCAGUGUCUGGCAUUUACUCCACCGCUAACAUCCUAUUUUCUUCAAGGGCUCCACUCUAAAACAUGUGAAAAGAAAGGAUGGUGCUUCACGUGCGAAUUCGAACGUCUAGUUCUAAAAGCAAAGGAUGGGAUCUCUCCCCUAUCUCCUAGUAGUAUAAUUUCCCACCUUGAAAGCAUCGGGAGCAAUCUUGGUAAUGGUAGAGAAGAAGAUGCACAUGAAUUUCUUAGGUAUGUUAUCGACACAAUGCAAUCCAUUUGCUUGAAGGAAGCUGGGGUUACUGCACCUGGCUCUUUCGAAGAAGAAACGAGUCUCGUGGGGCUUACAUUUGGGGGCUAUCUUCGUUCAAAGAUUGAGUGCAUGAGAUGCGGGGGCAAAUCUGAGAGGCAAGAGAGAAUGAUGGAUCUUACUGUUGAAAUAGACGGAGAUAUAGGCACCUUGGAGGAAGCUUUAAAACAAUUUACUCACACGGAGACUCUAGAUGGUGAAAACAAGUACCGAUGUGGCAGAUGUAAAUCAUAUGAGAAGGCCAAGAAAAAGUUGAAAGUGCUGGAGGCUCCUAAUGUCCUGACUAUUGCCUUAAAGAGAUUUCAGUCAGGUAAAUUUGGCAAGCUGAACAAGACAAUUAAAUUCCCAGAGAUUCUGAACCUGGCACCAUAUAUGAGUGGGACAAGUGAUAAGUCACCAGUUUACCAGCUUUAUGGAGUCGUGGUUCACCUGGAUGUAAUGAAUGCUGCAUUUUCUGGUCACUAUGUGUGUUAUGUGAGGAACUUCCAGAAUAAGUGGUACAAAGUUGAUGAUAGUUCGGUAAGAUCUGUGGAACUUGAAAGAGUCUUAUCGAAGGGAGCAUACAUGCUUCUCUAUUCACGGUGCUCGCCACGGGCCCCCAGAAUAAUGAGGAGUUUGACAAUUCCUCGCGAUCCAAGGAGAUCAAAGCAAUUGACUUGUAAAUCAAGAUCCCAUACAAGAAGUCCAUGGGACUCUUCUCAUGGCGAUUCAGCUGCUCAAACUUGCAACGAAUGUUCUUAUCCUAGUCAUACAAGUGUCAGGCCGAGUAGGUCAAUAUUUGAGGAUGACUCUUCGAGUGAACAAUCGUCUUUCUUCUCCGAGCAUGGUUCUUGCAGCACAGACAGCACUAACAGGGAUUCAAUGAGCACGGAUGACUUAAAUAUUGAUAUAUUUGGGGAGUCUGGAAGCAGUUGGAGUUAUCCCAUGAGGAGUUCAUCUGAUUCUGACACAUCAUCUUCCUCAUCUUCUCCUUCCCCUCUGUACUCGAGGCAUUCACCCCUUGCUGAUUUGGACCGUUAUGCUUCUGCGCACGAAGAGACCACUUGCAGUUACAGCGGCAAUGCAGAAGCAGUUGGGGAUGGUCAGGGUUUUUGGACAGGGUUACCUGAUCGGAUCGGUUAUGCUGCGGUUCCUGAAAGCAAUGGAAGGACACCUUCUCUCUGUCCCAACUCAACUAAGCAUUGUAGAAAAGUAGUUAGUAGUCAUAGUAGUAGUAAGACCGACUCCAGUAGAUUAGGUCGGGUUAACCCAUGUGACAAGUCGAAAUCUCCUGUAACUUGUAGAGAUCGAUGAGGGAAGGUGCCCUCGUGGACAUCGUAUUAUAAAGUAUUUUUGUAUUCUAGAGGGAGGGAAAUAAAGAGUUGGGGAGGCAGGGGUUUAGGGAGUGGUUGUAUGUAUAAUAUACAUUGGCUUUUGGCUGUGUUCAAAACAAGGAAGGGGCCAUAAUUUUGUCACUCUCUUCCCCUUAAUAUAAUCUAUGCCCAUUUCCUGCA